Molecule: messenger RNA, 1890 nt
Organism: Balaenoptera musculus (blue whale)
Lineage: Eukaryota; Metazoa; Chordata; Mammalia; Artiodactyla; Balaenopteridae
Gene: EMC3
Product: ER membrane protein complex subunit 3
Exons: 8
Coding region: 198-983 (261 amino acids)
Biological process (GO): protein folding in endoplasmic reticulum
Cellular component (GO): membrane; EMC complex
Source: RefSeq, a predicted model, not a curated record
GUCAAACUUCCCCGCCGGAAGCCGGCGGCCGCGCGGCCCGGCGGGGGGCAGGGCGCAAGGGCAGAGGCUGAGGUGGGGUUCCGGGCUCGCCUGGCUGAGGGGCGUGAGAAGGCCCGGAGGCGAACUCGACGAGCAGACCUGCGCCCCGGUGAAGAUCGACCCGGCUACAGCUGGCCGGGAGCCGGCUCUCUGUGAAGAUGGCAGGGCCGGAGCUGCUGCUCGACUCCAACAUCCGCCUCUGGGUGGUCCUGCCUAUCGUUAUCAUCACCUUCUUCGUGGGCAUGAUUCGCCACUACGUGUCCAUCCUGCUGCAGAGCGACAAGAAGCUCACCCAGGAACAAGUCUCCGACAGUCAAGUCCUAAUUCGAAGCAGAGUCCUCAGGGAAAAUGGAAAAUACAUUCCCAAACAGUCUUUCCUGACACGAAAAUAUUACUUCAACAACCCAGAGGAUGGAUUUUUCAAAAAAACUAAAAGGAAGGUUGUUCCUCCUUCUCCUAUGACUGAUCCCACUAUGCUCACAGACAUGAUGAAAGGCAAUGUCACAAAUGUCCUCCCUAUGAUUCUUAUUGGUGGAUGGAUCAACAUGACGUUUUCAGGCUUUGUCACAACCAAGGUCCCGUUUCCACUGACCCUCCGUUUUAAGCCUAUGCUACAGCAAGGAAUUGAACUACUCACAUUAGAUGCCUCCUGGGUGAGUUCUGCAUCCUGGUAUUUCCUCAAUGUCUUUGGGCUUCGGAGCAUUUACUCUCUGAUUUUGGGCCAAGAUAAUGCUGCUGACCAAUCACGGAUGAUGCAGGAACAGAUGACUGGAGCAGCCAUGGCCAUGCCUGCCGACACCAACAAAGCUUUUAAGACAGAGUGGGAAGCUUUGGAGCUGACGGAUCACCAGUGGGCACUAGAUGAUGUCGAAGAGGAGCUCAUGGCCAAAGACCUCCACUUCGAAGGCAUGUUCAAAAAGGAAUUACAGACCUCUAUUUUUUGAAGACCAAGCAGGGGUCAGCUGUGUCAGGAACUCGGAGUAGCGCUUAACCUUGUAACUUUUGUUUGAGCUGGAGCCUCUCGGAAUAAAAAGGGGGAUGCGUGAGCUGGCGGGUGUGCAGCAAGGAUUGUUCUUGUCUGAGCCGGGUUCCCCUUUAUGUUUGAAACCAGAAGAAACAUGAGGAGUGUGUGCUGGGUGACUUGCCCAGAAACAACGAGUUUUGAAAUGUUUAAAGUUUUCCUUCUGGUGACUCUAGUAAUAAAAGUAAGAGAGGGGGAGAAACUCAAGCUAGUGAUAAUAUAUAAAACUUAGCAAAAAUUCAGGAAUUUCAGAAAAAGUGUUGUCAAUUAAACCUAAUGAUUAUGUACAGUCACUCUGACUUCUAAACCAUAGUAAACGCCUGUUUUCUUGGGAUCCAAACACCCCGCGUUUUACCUUUAAUUUUUUGUUAGUAUUUUUAUAACUUUCCUUAUGCAAAUAAUACAUUUUCAUUACCGAAAAUUUAGGACCAAUGGAUGAAACUCUGUGUUGUUCAUUUUGCGCCUGCAGAAUGACAUGAAGAGCCAAUAUGUUAAAACUUUAUUCAAACAAACUCUUUUCAGAGUGAAUACCCAGGGCCAGGACAGACUUAGCAAACCUUCUCUCUGUCUUAAUACUGUCCAGUGAAAAUUGGUGACCCUGAGACACUGCCAGAUUCUCAAGUGCCUUUGGGAUCCUCAAAGACUUCAACAGUUAAGUAAUGCAAGGUCUUGAUCUGGAGUUCAGAAUAUAUCAAAUCCGUUGACAAAUCAGUGGUGCUGUACUGUAUAUGGCUACUCUGUUGAACGACAGACCCCAUGUCCAAGUUAUUCUGGGUGAGAGAGAGCUUACAUAUGGUUGUAAGAAGGGAGAGAGGAAGAAAAAUAAAAAA